CAACUUGAUCACCUUGGGAUUUCAGCCUCUCCCCAGCUCGCUUGCUGCAGUCGAAAGCGAUGGCCCAGGGGACCAGGAUGAGUGGAACCUCUACCAUCACUAUCUCUCCAGCGAAUUCAUGCUUCGUCCAGAGGCUGUCCGUGAGCCGCCUCGCCUCAGCACCAUCCUGGAGCGUUGGAGAGAUGAGUGUCGCAUUGCCAAUACCCACUGGGACAAUUUGACAGAAACAGAACGGACCUAUCGAGUGGGCUUAUCGGACAAGCACAUCCGAGCAACGUCGCGGCUCCGUGUUGCGAUCGUACCUCCGUACCUCUGACUAGGGAAUAUCACUAAGGUGUUGGGUUCGGAGACGAGCACGUAAAAGAGGGGAGUAGUCAAAAU
Microdochium trichocladiopsis is the source of this 381-nucleotide messenger RNA. RefSeq lists its product as uncharacterized. Lineage: Eukaryota; Fungi; Ascomycota; Sordariomycetes; Xylariales; Microdochiaceae. Bases 119 to 316 code for a protein of 65 amino acids. The record is from RefSeq and is a predicted model, not a curated record. The transcript has 2 exons.